AAACGUCAAAAUGAUUAAUACAAAUAUCACGAUAUUGUACGGCAGUGAAACCGGCACUGCACAAGACGUAGCUGAACAAAUUUGGAAAAGUGCCAAAAGAAAAAGUUUACAUAGUUCUGUCUGUUCCAUGAAUGACUAUGACAUUCAAAGUAUUGAUUCAGAAAAGGUGAUAAUAUUUGUAGUGGCAACUACAGGACAGGGAGAUCCUCCUACUAAUAUGAAACAAUUUUGGAGACUUCUGUUAAAAAAGAAUCUGCCGAAAACUUUACUAGCUAAUGUACAGUAUGGAAUGUUAGGUUUAGGUGAUAGUUCCUAUCAAAAAUUUAAUUUUGCUGCAAAGAAAUUGAACAAACGGUUGAUGCAAUUAGGUGCAAAGGAAUUAUUGCCUAUUGGGCUGGCAGAUGAUCAACACGACUUAGGAAUAGAUGCUGUUGUUGACCCUUGGCUGCAAGAAUUUUGGAUUAAGAUUAUAGAUGCAUUUCAAAUUCAUACAACAAAUUUGGUUAAUGAUCAAGAUAAAAUAAUUGAAAGAUUCAGUAUUUCUGAAAUAAAUACAAACUCUAUAAAUAAUGAGUAUUGCUUAGAGAAUAAUAUUUAUAUGAAAGAAGUACAUACAAAUGAUGAAAUGAAAGUGGGUACAAUAAUCGAAAAUAUAAAAACCACAACUGAAGAUCACUUUCAAGAUGUCAGAUUAAUUAAACUAAAAUCAGAUAAUAUUAAUUAUCAAGCUGGGGAUGUAGUAUAUGUUAGACCAAAGAAUUCUAACCAACAGAUUGACAAAUUUUUUAAUGUAUUGAGUAGUAAUAAUGUGCAGUUAGAUCCAGAUAUGAGAAUUCAAGUAUCUGAAAAGGAAGUUAAAGUACCUGCUGUUUUAAAGCAAACUUUAACUCUACGGCAAAUUGUAGAACAAUAUUGGGACCUGAAUUUCAGACCCAGAAGAUCGACAAUGCAAAUAUUGUCUUACAUCAGUGAAAAUGAAUUAGAAAAGGAAAAAUUUCAUGAGUUUACAAUGGCGAGUGGUCAAGAGGAACUGUACAAUUAUAUCAAUAGACCAAGAAGGAAUAUUCUAGAAUUAUUAGCAGACUUUCCUCAUACAACUAGCAAAUUGAAUAUAAGACUGUUAUUUGAAAUUAUGUCUCCCAUAAAGCCUCGUGCCUUUAGCAUAGCAUCAAGUUCAAGGGUCACUGAAAAUGAAAUUCAUUUGUUAGUAGCUGUAGUAAAGUAUAAAACUAAAUUGUUAGAACCACGAUAUGGUUUAUGCUCCAACUGGUUGGCUAGUUUAGAAAAGGGAGAAGAAAUAAUAUUUUGGAUACAGAAAGGGACUUUCAAGUUUGCAUAUGAUAAACCAAUGAUACUCAUUGGGCCUGGAACUGGUGUUGCACCAUUUCGUUCUGUACUACUAGAUAAAUCUGCACUGUAUGAUGAUCUGAGCAACUGUGUCCUCUUUUUUGGAUGUAGAAGUAAAAAGAAGGAUUAUCAUUGUAAAAAUGAUUUCGAAUAUUUAUCACAAAAGCUGCAUUUAAAUUUAUUUUGUGCAUUUUCUAGAGAUCAAGAACAUAAAAUAUAUGUACAACAUGUUAUAAGAGAUCAAAAACACUUAUGUUGGGAUUUCCUUAACAGUAGUGGUAAUAUUUAUUUAGCAGGUUGCAUUAAAUCUUCCUAUAAUACUUUUAGAGUUCACAUUCCAACUGGUACUGAACCUGUUCGUCUUUCCCCAGGCUGGGAAGGUACAGGUAGACCUGAUGAUGAGUUGAAUUUCAAAGGAGUCACGAUGGAUCAAGCAGAUCUUGAAUUAAAUCCUCCCAGAGAUAGAUUAAACGUUGUAUUCUGUAUAAUGGUACUACAUGGAAUUGGUGCCUUGAUGCCAUGGAAUAUGUUUAUAACAGCAAAAGAUUAUUUUGUUAACUACAAAUUAUCUAAGGAGUACACAGACAUCAAUACAGAUUAUGCAAAUAAUUUUCUUGCAUACUUAGGAUUUGCGGCGCAAAUACCGAAUUUACUCUUUAAUUGGUUGAAUGUAUUUAUACAAUUUGGUGGCAAUUUGACAACACGUAUAGUAUGGGGCAUCUUCGUACAAGUUUUAAUAUUUGUAUGUACUGUUAUUUUGGCAAUGACUGAUAGUUCUGGUUGGCCUGGUGUCUUUUUCUGGAUUACCAUGGCUUCUGUUAUUAUAUUAAACACUGCUACUGGAAUUUACCAAAACUCUGUGUUUGGUAUGGUUGCAAAGUUACCCACAAAGUAUACAGGAGCUGUUGUUUUAGGCGCAAAUCUAAGCGGAGCAUUUACAGCCAUAAUUAGCUUUAUUGCUCAAUAUAUGGCACCAAAUGCUCGAACUGCUGCAAUAUACUACUUUAUAACAGCUCUCUUUGUUCUUUUGGCAUGCUUUGACACUUACUUUGCACUGCCGAUAAAUAGAUUUUAUCGAUACCAGGAAUUAUUAUAUCAGAAAGAUUUAAAUAAAAGACAAUUAGAAAAUUGCGCAAGAGGAAAGCAAAAUACACCACCUUAUUGGAAAAUAUUUAAACAAUGUUUUCCUCAAUGCUUCAACACAUUCUUUGUAUUAUUCGUGACUCUUUCUUUGUUUCCAUCUGUUCAGUCCGACAUAAAAGCUUCAGAUCCGAAUUUUAUAGUUUCGGAAGAUUAUUAUAGUACUAUUAUGUGUUUCCUCACCUUUAACAUUACUGCCUUAAUUGGUAGUUCUAUCGCGUCAUUAGUUCAAUGGCCUAGUAAAAAAUACUUGGUAAUCCCAGUUGUUUUACGUAUUUUGUACAUACCAUUGUUUUUAAUGUGUAACUACAGACCAAAAGAUGUUACAAGAGUAUUACCAGUGUAUAUUAACAAUGAUUGGGUUUAUUUCUUAAUUUCUGUAACAAUGGGUAUAACUAGCGGUUACUUUUCAUCGCUGUCCAUGAUGUACUGUCCCAGAAUGGUAAAUUCGGAACAUACUGCGACAGCUGGUAUGUUUGCUGCAGCGUCGUUAAUUACAGGAAUUUUUACUGGAUUAUUGUUUUGUAUGGUGAUGCCAAGUUUGAUAGCAAAUCUAUCAUUUUAAUCACCGCACGAAUCGAUUUAAGACAUUUCUAAAAUAAUAAAAUGAAAAAAGGAAAGACCGUAAAAAAAGGAAUGAAAUCAGAAUUCACUGACGCAUAGUACAAUCUAAUUUUGACAUUAUACGGUUGAUGUUUUAAAGAGAAAACCAAUUCGUAUAGAUUUCGCAUCAUUGCAAUAGAUAAAACUGAGAAUGAAUUUUAUUGAAUUUUAUAACUGUGAGAGUUUGUGCGGAACGUAUUUAAUUUUAUUUUAUUGAUUCUCAUUUCAAUUAGUGGAAUGUGCUGUGUUUAUAAAUGAGGAAGAGGGACAA
Messenger RNA from Dufourea novaeangliae, 3361 nucleotides. RefSeq names its product NADPH-dependent diflavin oxidoreductase 1-like. NCBI's taxonomy places the organism in Eukaryota, Metazoa, Arthropoda, Insecta, Hymenoptera, Halictidae. Gene Ontology annotation, molecular function: FMN binding; NADPH-hemoprotein reductase activity; nucleoside transmembrane transporter activity. Gene Ontology annotation, biological process: nucleoside transmembrane transport. The record is from RefSeq and is a predicted model, not a curated record. The coding region runs from base 11 to 3052 and encodes 1013 amino acids. Gene Ontology annotation, cellular component: cytosol; membrane. The transcript is spliced from 13 exons.